CUGACCGGAUGUUUCCGGAGAGCCAGUGUGCUAGCAGUGUGCUAACGGUGUGUGCUAACAGCUAACAGCUAGCAGCUAGUUUAAGGUGUUUAAAGAGUCCUCUUUCCGUCUCCCAGCAGCUCGAGGCCGACGCUCUUCUUCUACUCUCUCUCUCAUGUUGCUGCUCGACUGAAGAAGCUUCUGGAAGCUGCUCGUGCCCGCGAACAGUCUCCAUGGCUACGGAAGAGUUCUACGAGGUGGAGCGUGUGCUGGACAAGCGGAGGAACAGGAAGGGGAAGGUGGAGUACCUGGUGCGUUGGCGUGGUUACGGCGCCGAGGGAGACACCUGGGAGCCCGAGGAACACCUGUCCACGUGCACGGUCUACGUGCACGACUUCCACCGCCAGCAGGCCGAGCGCCAGAGGGACGCCACGUUACUGCGCUCCACGCGCCACUGCAGCCCGGCCCACCGGGCGCCCUACAGGCCCCGCCCCCCACGCUGUGACAUCACCGGGGAGGCCCUCGGACAGGCGCUGCCCCCCCCACUGCUCGGGCUCAGGAACUCCCAGCAGCCCUCUGUGAUGUCAGCGGCUCCGUCUCCAGGUGGUUCGGCCCGGCGCAGUAUGGACCUGUCUAAGACGGGCAUUAAGAUCCUGGUCCCGAGGAGCCCUCUGAUUGGCCGCCGGGACUCGGAGGAGUCCCCCAGCGAGGCCGGCGCCGUGGAGGCCGUCGCCGUGGAGACGCAGGCCGUCCCCCCCGAGGUGGCUGUGGUGGGGGGGGCGCUGGGGCCCGGAGAGGAGAGGGCCCGCAUGGGGACCCGCCCCCGCAGCCAGAACCCCCCAGGGGCCCCCCCCAGGCUGCCCCUCACACCUGCAGCCAUGCACUCACUCUGCAACACAGGUAACUCUGGGUUGAUGGAGGCGGUCGCUGCCAACGGGAUGUCUGGCGUGCAGAGCGUGGUUACCGGGGCGACCGGUGUCUCCGGGGCGACCGGUGUCUCCGGGGCGACCGGUGUCACCGGGGCGACCGGGAAGCGGCGCCUGGAGGAGCGCUCUGCGUUCGACAAGCGCCUGAGGUUCAGCGUCCGCCAGACGGAGAGCGCCUACCGCUACCGCGACAUCGUGGUGAAGAAACAAGAUGGCUUCACGCACAUCCUGCUGUCGACCAAGAGCUCCGAGAACAACACGCUCAACCCCGAGGUGAUGAAGGAGAUCCAGAGCGCCAUGGCGACGGCAGCGUCAGACGACAGUAAGCUGGUGCUGCUCGGCGCCGUUGGCAGCGUGUUCUGCUGCGGACUGGACUUCCUGUACUUCAUCAGACGGCUGACGGACGACAGGAAGAAGGAGAGCAUCAAGAUGACACAUACCAUCAGGACAUUUGUGAACUCGUUCAUCCAGUUCAGGAAGCCGAUCGUUGCCGCGGUGAACGGCGCGGCGCUGGGCCUGGGGGCGGCCCUGCUGCCGCUGUGUGACGUGGUCUGGGCCAAUGAGAAGGCUUGGUUCCAGACGCCGUACGCAUCAUACGGGCAGACGCCAGACGGCUGCUCGUCCUUCACCUUCCCCCGCAUCAUGGGCCUCGCCUCGGCCAAUGAGCUGCUGCUAAGCGGCAGGAAGUUGACGGCCCAGGAGGCGGGCUCUAAAGGUCUGGUGUCUCAGGUCCUCUGGCCAGGAACCUUCACACAGGAAGUGAUGCUGAGAGUCAAAGAGCUGGUGGCAGUGGACUCUCUGGUCCUACGUGAGUCCAAAGCCCUGAUGAGGAACACCACCCGCAGUGCCCUGGAGCAAGCCAACGAGCGCGAGUGUGAAUCCCUGAAGAGAGUGUGGGGCUCCUCGCAGGGAACCGACGCCAUCCUGCAGUACCUGCAGCGGGGAACCGAGCUCUGCUAGAACCAGAACCAGGACACAGGACCAGGAAACAGGACUCACAUUCUGAGCAUGACUCGGCACGUUCUGAGCAGUGACUCGGCACGUUCUGAGCAGUGACUCGGCACGUUCUGAGCAGUGACUCGGCACAUUCUGAGCAGUGACUUGGCACAUUCUGAGCAGUGACUCGGCACGUUCUGAGCAGUGACUCGGCACGUUCUGAGCAGUGACUCGGCACGUUCUGAGCAGUGACUCGGCACGUUCUGAGCAGUGACUCGGCACGUUCUGAGCAGUGACUCGGCACAUUCUGGGCAGUGACUCGCCACAUUCUGGGCAGUGACUCGCCACGUUCUGAGCAGUGACUCGGCACAUUCUGAGCAGUGACUCGGCACAUUCUGAGCUGUGACUCGGCACAUUCUGAGCAGUGACUCGGCACAUUCUGAGCUGUGACUCGGCACAUUCUGAGCAGUGACUCAGCACAUUCUGAGCAGUGACUCAGCACAUUCUGAGCUGGACAGAAAACCUAGAACGUUUCCUCCUCUUGUUGUGAACAUGUAAGUUAUAUUUUCAGCGGUUUCAGGUUUCUGUAAAUCCUCUCGUUCUCUGUGGCGAGGGAAACGGGAUUAUCACAGAUUGAUGAAUCCUGUACUAAGCUAGGCCAACAGUUUCCCCCUGCCUCCAGUCUUUGUGCUAAGCUAGGCCAACAGUUUCCCUCUGCCUCCAGUCUCUGUGCUAAGGUAGGCUAACAGUUUCCCCCUGCCUCCAGUCUUUGUGCUAAGCUAGGCUAACAGUUUUCCCCCUGCCUCCAGUCUUUGUGCUAAGCUAACAAUUUUCCCCCUGCCUUCAGUCUUUGUGCUAAGCUAGGCUAACAGUCAUUGACACUCCGAGAACGAGAGGAUUUCUAAAAUGUUGGACUGUCCUUUUUAAAAGGUGACAUUUGACCUCUCUGAUGAAUUUCUUCACGGAGGAGUAAACAGGAAGUGGAGGGAGGAGUAAACAGGAAAUGAACUACCGACACUGACCUGACUCCAUCAGGACAAACUGAACACGUUCAGACUCAGAGACCCCACACAGAUGCAUUCUGGGUAAAUGUGAGAAGGAUUGUGAUGUGAGCAUGUGCAGAGUUACGGCUACACCACUGGGACAAAGUGAGGAACCAAAGAGAGGCUGAUGGUCUCUUAAAGCUGACUGGUCAGAGCCCAACAACGCUCACUUUUACUGGCUGAACGCAGCUGCCAUGGUCCCUGAAAGCACCACCAGAUGAAGGUGCUUUCAGGGACCAUGGCAGCUGCGUUGGGGUGUGUGUGUGU
Messenger RNA from Perca flavescens (yellow perch), 3151 nucleotides. It is a transcript of the gene cdyl, whose product is annotated as chromodomain protein, Y-like. Gene Ontology annotation, cellular component: nucleus. Lineage: Eukaryota; Metazoa; Chordata; Actinopteri; Perciformes; Percidae. The transcript has 9 exons. The coding region runs from base 213 to 1865 and encodes 550 amino acids. The record is from RefSeq and is a predicted model, not a curated record. Gene Ontology annotation, molecular function: transcription corepressor activity.